Nanorana parkeri is the source of this 1309-nucleotide messenger RNA. RefSeq names its product neuropeptide-like protein C4orf48 homolog. The coding region runs from base 173 to 457 and encodes 94 amino acids. Lineage: Eukaryota; Metazoa; Chordata; Amphibia; Anura; Dicroglossidae. The transcript is spliced from 4 exons. The record is from RefSeq and is a predicted model, not a curated record.
ACUCACACACACACGCACAGAGAGAGAGAGAGAGAGAGAGAGAGAGAGAAAGAGAGAGACGUGGCUCACAAAUGCUGGUCUACUAGCAGAUUGGAGCAGCCAUUUCUGAUACCCAGAAGACAAAAGAAAAAGAGUGGACACACAGUGGGACGACAAACAGGGGUAAUAUACAAUGUAUUAUAGAAGCACGACAUCCUGCAUUUACUCCUUGUUUCUGCUGAUGAUAACCAUGGGGCUGCCCUUCAUGAAGCUCGUCUUAGCGGAGGAACUGCAUGGGACCACAAUACCGCCAGAAAGUCGCCCUUGUGUGGACUGUCAUGCCUUUGAAUUCAUGCAGAGAGCACUGCAGGACCUCAAAAAGACAGCAUACAACUUAGACUCACGGACAGAGACGCUUCUUCUAAAAGUGGAGCGGAGGACUCUAUGCGACUGCAUAUCCGUGGAGGGACUGAGCUGAAGAUGAACAAACCGCGUCAAGGACACCCAGCUUAACCCUUCUGCUGCUGGACAGGGCUCUGCAACACAUUGCUCCGCAGUGUGGGCCAGUCCCCUCUGGCAGCGCAAGUGUUAAAUGCAGCUUAUAUCAUGAAUAAAGAAAUACACAUGACAAAUCCAUCCUAACACUGAACUGUGCAUGUGUGCGAGGAGGAAUUUGCGUGGGAGAAAUUCUUAAUAAAACUCAUAGGAUUUUUUUUAUUAUUAUUGUAUAUCCUUUUAUUUUUAUUUUUUUUGUGGGGUGAAUCACCGUUUUGAUUAGAACUGCAUUUGAAUGAAACUCAUGAAUAUUGUAAUUUAAAAAAGCACGCUCCACCCCAAACUAAGGCGCUUGCGGGUGAUUCAGUCAAAGCUGAGAAAUUAAUUUUUGGGUGGUGUGAUCAUUUAAAAGCUUUGUGAUGUCCUUUUUGAAUAUUGAAAACCCAACCUCCACCUUUCUGGCAAAUCCGUUAUGGUAAUACGAGGCAACGAAAUAAUGAGUCACAUAAACAGUGUUAUUUGUCUUACCACUUUAUGUUUGUGCAGGCUCUUGAAGUAUCCUUUCAGCGGGGAACCUGUUCAGGUUUUCCUAUUUUGAACUAGAAAUAUAGACUAGUCUAUCCACAGUAGCUUUCCAUACAUAACGACAAGUAAUGGUAAGCAGCUCUGUCUAUGGUUCACUUGUAGCCACAAGCAAAAUGAGAACAUUUGAAAUUGGCCACAAGGGAUACUUCUAAAGCCUGUCUCAGGGAUCUCAGAAGCAAUUUUAUUAGUGAUUACUGUUGUCCAAGUUUAUGUUACUGCUUUACAAAAUAAAAUUUUACAGAAAGAUGGA